AUGGACCAAUAUGAAAAUAUAUCGUUACAUACGAAUAAAGGCAUUGAAUUUUUGGAAAAAUACUGCGGUUUCAUACAAGAUCGUCUGACGAUAGAAAAAGAAUAUGCCUCCAAGUUGCGACGUUUAGCGAAAAACUACCAGCCCAAAAAGAAGGAGGAGGAAGAUAAUGAAUUUUCAUCCUGCCAAGCUUUUCGCAAUGUUCUAAAAGAAAUCAACGAUUUAGCGGGUCAGCGCGAAGUAGUCGCCGAAUCACUGGAACAACGCAUCGCACAAGGCAUACAAGUGCUCUCCAAAACGUUACGAGAUGAACGAAAACGAUGUCUCAAUGAAGGCACCUCCCUACAACAGACACUCACCGCACAGUUGGGCGCACUGGAUCGCGCCAAACGCAACUAUGAGAAAGCGUUCCGCGAGUCGGAAAAAGCGGUGGAGAAUUACAAGAAAGCCGAUAUGGAUCUGAAUCUGAGUCGAGCUGAAGUGGAGCGUUAUAAAAAUAUAAUGACGGCGAAAAUACAACAAUCGGACGAUGCGAAAAACGAAUAUGCCAAUCAACUGCAGAAGACUAACAAUUUACAACAGCAACACUACAGUGUAAUGUUGCCAGCGGUUUUCAAUCGCCUCCAAGAGUUGGAUGAGAAGCGCACAGGCGGCAUACGUGAAUUCAUAAUUGGCACCGCAGAGGUUGAAUCGGCCGUAGCGCCUAUUAUUGCACGGUGCAUGGAGGGUAUUGUUAAGGCGGGCGAGUCAAUAAACGAAAAGGAGGACUCCUUUAAAGUCAUAGAAAGAUAUCAAUCGGGCUUCACACCACCAACUGACAUACCAUUCGAUGAUUUGUCAAAGCAAAAUCUUGAUUCAUCAUCAGAUUCCCGUGUGCAGUCAAGUCAUUUCACCGUUAAGGGCACCAUUAGCACGAGAGUCAAGAAACGCCCAGCGAUUUUCAGCUUCUUCGGCAGCAAUAAGCCACAGAAGAUUUAUGAAGCCUGUAUCACCAUGAAGAAUUCGCUAACGGCGGACGGACAAAAGGAAGAUUUCAGCGAUUUACCACCCAGUCAACGGCGCAAAAAGCUACAAGCUAAACUUGCCGAACUACAACACAAACUCAAUCAGGAGGUGGCCACACGUGAUGGUCUGAUGAAAAUGAAAAUGGUCUAUGAAUCGAAUUCAUCGCUGGGCAAUCCAAUGACCGUCGAAGGUCAACUCAAUGAGUCCGAGCACAAAAUGGAAAAACUGCGUAUGGAUCUGAAAAAGUUCCAAGGCUAUUUGGAGAGCGCGAAUCAAAUACCAUUGGCCAGUAAUAGUCCGCAAGCGAGUCGUAAUCACAUACAGAACGGACAUCGAACAUCAAGACAUUCCAAUGGCAGUGCCGAGGACCACAACGAUGAGGGUGAAGAUCAUCCCGAUGAUGGUGGCAGCUUAAGCAGGUCAGGUUCAGAGGAUAAUGUGGCGCAAAUACAAAAUGGGCAUAAUAAUAACAAUAACGGCAGUUCGGCUAGCCCCGAAAGUGGAUUGGGUACAUCGCACACCUCACUACCGGGUUCCGGACAGGGUAGUGCGAACGAGAAUGCCAUUGGCGAGGAUGGUUAUGAUGAGACGGAAAUUGAGGUACUGCAACCGUUGGGCACAUGUCGAGCGCUCUAUCCCUUCGAAGCGACCAGCGAAGGCAGCAUACCAAUGAUUGAGGGCGAAGAACUGCAAGUGAUUGAAAUCGAUCAGGGCGAUGGCUGGACGCGCGUGCGCCGUGCCAAUGCCACCAACGGCUGGGAUGAAGGAUUUGUGCCGACUAGUUAUAUUGAAUGUACACUAAGCACUGAAAAACGCUGCGUAGAUGUCGAAGGCGCUGAGUCAAGUUCAAGCACACCGACUAUUGAAUAUUUUGAGAAGCAGCAAAGUAGUAUUGUUUAAUUGCUUUUAAAUGUGACUGAAAAGUGGCGACCACCUACUACAGUAUGCAACCAACUGCCGAAUUGCCGAAAUAAGCGAGGAAAGAGAUAAGAUAAAUUAACGAGUAUUGCGAAAUGGUUUUUGUAAUUUUUUAUUUAAAUUUUUGGUAAUGUUAAUGUAUAAAUAAUUUAAUAUGCUGUGAAUGAAAGAAAAUUAUAAACAGUGAUACGACUUUUCUGUAAUUGUGUAAUCUAAAAAAUAUAUAUGUAUGCAUAUUCAUGAAAACCGCAGAAAAAUUUGUAAAAGUAAAAGGAGUAUGCACUUUGCGAUGUUACAGCGGCGAAGACGGUGAUUUUUAAAGGCUCAUACGCCGUAAUCCUAAUUAGUUUUGUAAAGGUAUUAGUAAGCGCGACUUGCACAACAGUCUAAGGUAGAGAAAACAAGUUACUAGCAGCACUACUACAGCUAGUUUGGCAUCAUAAAAAAAAACGCAUAGAAAUCAUUUACUAUCAAAAACUCACUCAUUCACUCACUAAUAAACUUUGUGAAAAAAAACCUCUUCAAUGCACCAGCGACACAUUCAUACAAGAAUUAUCAACAAUGCAUAUUUUAAUACAUACAUAACAUUUAGGCGCAUAAAAAGAAUGCAAAAGUAUGCAGUGAAAUCGUAUAUUUAAACAAUACAUACAAGUACAUACUUACAUACAAAAAUUAUGAACAUUAAAAAGGACAGAAAUUUAAAAAUAAUUAAACAAAAAAAAAAAACGAAGUCAAAAUAUGAUAUGCAACAAUUUUAAAACUGAACUACUCCAUGCUAUGGAAAUGCAAAACUAAAAAAAAAAAACAAAAUAAUUCAAAAAGCAAAUUUGUUGUAAAAAAAUCCAACAUGCAUUAUUUAGUGAUUUUUGAAGUGCUAUGCGACUUAGUAGCCUUCAGUGAAUUUGAAUAAGCCAGCAAGAAGAAGCAUUAAUUUUAAUUUUUUAUUUUUUUUUAUCAACUAACAACAUUUUGUAAUAAUUUUAUUUAGUUCUUUUCAUUUCCUAGGUCGCAUUGUAGCGUCUGCUGCAAUGCAUAAGCUUUUGUACAGUUUCAUUUAAAGCUUAACUAAAUGUUAUAUUAAUUAAUUAAAAGCAACAAUAAUUAGCUUUUACUUUGCGCCUUAUUUUUGUAUUCAUACUACAUAUAAACAUAUACACUUAUAAGUAUGUAGCUGUCUAUAAGCGAAUUUAGAUUUAUAAUAAUCAUAUGUUGUAUAAUGUUAUAAGAACAGACAAAAAGAAAACAGCAAAAACAAGCGCUUCAAUUAAGCUAAAAAGAGCAAAUAUUAAUCUGUGUAAAUGCGCUUAUUAAUUUGUUAAAUUGUAUGCUAUGUAAUUUGUACUUUAAUUUAGUAGAAGAAGACGACGAGAAGCAGCAAACAAACAAACAAACA
Rhagoletis pomonella (apple maggot) is the source of this 3313-nucleotide messenger RNA. RefSeq names its product formin-binding protein 1-like (gene Cip4). Gene Ontology annotation, biological process: signal transduction. The coding region runs from base 1 to 1902 and encodes 633 amino acids. Lineage: Eukaryota; Metazoa; Arthropoda; Insecta; Diptera; Tephritidae. The record is from RefSeq and is a predicted model, not a curated record. Gene Ontology annotation, molecular function: protein binding. The transcript has 13 exons.